GUGCGCAAUAAUAUUAAAAUUCUCGUGGUCUCACAAGCGUCAUCUUAUCACGCAUCGUUUCAGGGCACUAUACUCUCUUGCUGCAACACGACGCAUCCAGGAAGCUAUGGUGCUCUUCAAGGUUGCUCGGGUAGGCACUCGGCCCAUCGAUGGCCAGAAGCCUGGUACCUCUGGUCUCCGUAAGAAGGUGAAAGUUUUCAAGGAACCUCACUACUUGCACAAUUUUGUUCAGGCAACAUUCAAUGCUUUAACAGCAGAAAAAGUCAGAGGUGCUACACUGGUUGUAUCUGGCGAUGGUCGUUAUUUUUCAAAGGAAGCUAUUCAGAUCAUUAUUAAAAUGUCAGCAGCAAAUGGAGUAAGAGGUGUUUGGGUUGGUCAAAAUGGAUUGCUUUCAACUCCUGCUGUAUCUGCUGUUAUACGUGAGAGAGCUGGAGCUGAUGGAUCCAGGGCAACUGGUGCAUUUAUAUUGACUGCAAGUCACAAUCCUGGUGGUCCUGAUGAGGAUUUUGGAAUUAAAUAUAACAUGGAAAAUGGUGGGCCAGCUCCAGAGGGAAUUACUAACAAGAUCUAUGAGAACACUAAAACAAUUAAGGAGUACUUCAUUGCUGAAGAUCUGCCUGAUGUGGAUAUUGCUACAACAGGUGUUACAAAUUUCACAGGACCUGAAGGACAAUUUGACGUUGAGGUUUUUGAUUCAGCAAGUGAUUAUGUCAAAUUGAUGAAGUCAAUUUUUGAUUUCGAGUCCAUCAGGAAACUACUAUCAUCUCCCAAAUUCACAUUCUGCUACGAUGCUCUACACGGUGUUGCUGGAGCUUAUGCAAAGCCUAUUUUUGUGGAAGAGCUUGGCGCACAAGAAAGCUCUUUACUCAACUGUACACCAAAGGAAGACUUUGGAGGUGGACAUCCAGAUCCUAAUUUGACAUAUGCAAAGGAGUUGGUUAACCGCAUGGGAUUGGGCAAAUCAGACCCACAAGGUGAGCCCCCAGAGUUUGGUGCUGCUGCUGAUGGUGAUGCAGAUCGUAACAUGAUACUUGGUAAAAGGUUUUUUGUUACUCCGUCAGAUUCAGUGGCCAUCAUUGCUGCAAAUGCUGUAGAGUCUAUACCCUACUUUUCUGGUGGCUUAAAAGGCGUUGCCAGGAGUAUGCCAACCUCUGCUGCCCUGGAUGUUGUAGCCCAACACCUGAAGUUAAAAUUUUUUGAGGUUCCCACCGGCUGGAAGUUCUUUGGUAAUUUAAUGGAUGCUGGGCUGUGUUCAAUUUGUGGUGAAGAAAGUUUUGGAACUGGUUCGGACCAUAUUCGUGAGAAAGAUGGAAUAUGGGCAGUUUUGGCCUGGCUAUCUAUCCUUGCUUAUAAAAACAAAGAUAAUCUUGGCGGAGACAAGCUUGUAACAGUUGAAGACAUAGUUCGCAAGCAUUGGGCUACUUAUGGGCGUCAUUAUUAUACUAGAUAUGACUAUGAAAAUGUGGAUGCAGGGGCAGCGAAGGAACUGAUGGCAUAUUUGGCCAAACUGCAAUCGUCUCUUUCUGAAGUCAAUCAGAUAAUUAAGGGAGUAAGGUCAGAUGUGUCGAAUGUUGUCCGUGCUGAUGAAUUUGAAUACAAAGAUCCUGUCGAUGGUUCCAUAUCAUCACAUCAGGGCAUCCGAUACUUGUUUGAGGAUGGAUCACGAUUGGUUUUCCGCCUGUCUGGAACUGGAUCAGUCGGUGCUACUAUUCGCCUGUACAUUGAGCAAUAUGAGAAGGAUUCAUCAAAAACUGGGAGACUUUCACAAGAAGCACUUGCCCCGCUGGUGGAGGUUGCAUUGAAACUUUCAAAGAUGCAAGAAUUCACCGGGCGAUCAGCUCCUACUGUCAUUACAUGAUGCAUACAGCUGAAGCUGGCUCAGAUUUAUUUCCCACAAAGUCAUCCCUCUUUCCCGAGUUUAACCCAGUUUAUAACCCUGUGACAAGGAAAAGCCCUCGUUUAUGGUUCUGUUGUCAUUCACUGUUCCUACAGGGUUACCUUAAAUUUUGUCGUGCUAAAUAAUCUCAAUUUGAAAAUCUUGCUGAUACGUAUUCUCAAGAUACUGCUUCCUCGUCGUUGGUAUAA
Molecule: messenger RNA, 2085 nt
Organism: Neltuma alba
Lineage: Eukaryota; Viridiplantae; Streptophyta; Magnoliopsida; Fabales; Fabaceae
Product: phosphoglucomutase, cytoplasmic
Exons: 19
Coding region: 107-1858 (583 amino acids)
Biological process (GO): carbohydrate metabolic process
Cellular component (GO): cytosol
Molecular function (GO): phosphoglucomutase activity; magnesium ion binding
Source: RefSeq, a predicted model, not a curated record